This is a messenger RNA of Oncorhynchus kisutch (coho salmon), 3482 nucleotides long. RefSeq names its product neuropeptide Y receptor type 1-like. The record is from RefSeq and is a predicted model, not a curated record. Gene Ontology annotation, molecular function: neuropeptide binding; neuropeptide Y receptor activity. The transcript has 6 exons. The coding region runs from base 1462 to 2592 and encodes 376 amino acids. Gene Ontology annotation, biological process: G protein-coupled receptor signaling pathway. Gene Ontology annotation, cellular component: neuron projection; plasma membrane. NCBI's taxonomy places the organism in Eukaryota, Metazoa, Chordata, Actinopteri, Salmoniformes, Salmonidae.
UUUUGAAAACGCACAGAAACCUGUUUAUUUUCAUACACUCUAGUCGUGGCUGCCCAUAAGGUUAUGGCAUCACAUUGUAUUUAAAACAUGGUUUAUAUAUUAUUGUUGUAAUCAAUGAUUGCAGUAUGGUUGUAAUCCACUAUUAUUCUGGACUGAAUCCUCCAAGGAUUUACAUUGGGAAUCAUUUAUGCAUAUUGCCACCAUCAGGAGGCGCGGUAUGAACAUCCUCCCUCCCCUCAACAACGCUCGAAGAAAGAUGGCUGUGACAACUCAAACCGUUUAUGGUGACAACUCAAACCGUUUAUGGUGACAACUCAAACUGUUUUUCCUCCUGUCUCCUUUUUCUUUCUUCUGUUAAACAGGUAAUGUAUGUGGUGUACACAAGCACAUGAUCUAUAGAAAAUGUUAGUCUAAAUGGUUGUCUGAGUGGUACUUACCGUUUAUGUUGAAAGUAUAAAGUUUAAAUGUGUAAAUUGAUCGAGUGAAAACCAUUAGCAAUCUUGACAUUGAGAUGACUGGAUUUUGCGUCUAAGCUUGGCUAGCCCAUAGGAUAACAUAAGAAAUGGCACAAGCUAAUAUUUUGGUUUGAACCUAUUGAUUUAUAGCUCAUCUGAGGUAAUACUGUGGUUUUAGGCACUGUAUGUCCCCAUUCAAGUGUUCUAUAUUACAGUUGUAUUUUGUAGAAAAACGAUAUGCUAAUACUAAGCUAAAUGCGCUAACGCUAGCCUGUCAAGUCAAUAGGGUUGUUAUUAGCUUAGUGGCUACCGUUAGCUUGCUCAGUUUUGAGAUGACUGCAUUGGUUUAUGGUUUAUUUAGCUAAAGGUUAAAACAGGCCUCCUUAUAUGUGCAUUUAUUUUCAUUAAAACAGUACAUUAUUGUUAACUUUUAUAUCAUCGGAGUUUAAGAUAAAUAUUGAGAAGGUUUAUUUGGUAGUACAAGUCAAUUCACAUUAUUAGCUAGCAUGUCUAUUUUAAAUACAGAAGAUGUAUGUUACUGUACUUAAAGUACUUUCUAGUCUUUCACAGCAUCUGGCGGAAUUAUUAAUGUUUUCCAGGCUCAAACGUUAUGGUUCCAAAGAACAUCUGGAGGGCGGCCAUACAACCAGGCCAACAGUUCCACUGAUGGCAAGAGCGCUGUUGGGUGCUUUUGAUGUUGACAUGUUGCUGAAAAGCAACCUGCGAGAUAGACUUUGCUCCUCCUGAGCCAAACCAAUCAUAUUGUCUCCAUCAGACUGAGGGCUCAACGACUGAGUGAUUAGCAGACUCGGAGAGACGAGCACAGCGACUCUAACAUCUUGACGACCAAUCAGCCAACUGAGGAGGGUAUAGAAGGACUAUAACUGCCUGAUUACCCAGUCACCCUGUCCCCUCUACACCCCCUUUAGCUCCCUCUAGUCCCCCAUCAACUCCCAGGCUCUACCAGUAAGCUCCCUCUAACAGCCCCCAAAACGCUUAUUCCACCAUGACCAAUAACAGCAGCUCCUCUGGCGUCUGGGAGAACUCUGAUUGGUCAGAGUCAGCCCAGUGUCCACCCUCGGUGAGUGGAGCCACCUUCCUCAUCGUGGCCUACAGCACGGUGAUCGCAGUAGGGUUGUUAGGCAAUGUGGGCCUGGUUUUCAUCAUCGGGCGGCAGAAGGAACUUCAUAAUGUCACUAACAUUCUAAUCGCCAACCUGUCCUGCUCCGACAUCUUGAUGUGUGUGGUGUGUUUACCUGUCACCGUCAUCUACACUCUGAUGGACCGCUGGGUACUGGGGGAGGCACUCUGCAAGGUCACUCCGUUUGUACAGUGUGUGUCAGUGACGGUGUCUAUUUUCUCCCUGGUGUUGAUUGCGUUGGAGCGCCAUCAGUUGAUCCUGCACCCUACUGGCUGGUCCCCAGCAGCAGGCCACUCCUACCUGGCCGUAGGUCUCACCUGGUUGGUCGCCUGCUUCAUAUCACUCCCGUUCCUGUCCUACAACAUUCUGACCGACAACCCCUUCCAGAACCUCACGCUGCCUGCCAACCCCUUCAGAGACCAUGUGAUCUGUUUGGAGAAAUGGCCAACUGAAAGACACCGUCUGGCCUACACCACCUCCCUGCUGCUGUUCCAGUACUGCCUCCCUCUGCUACUAGUGCUGCUCUGCUACCUCCGCAUAUUCCUACGCCUACGUCGACGCAGGGACGUGGUGGAGCGGAGCCGGAAGGCCCGAGGAGCCCAGAGGAUCAAUGCUAUGUUGGCGGCCAUCGUUGCCGCCUUCGCCCUCUGCUGGCUGCCGCUCAACGUGUUCAACACGAUAUUCGACUGGGACCACCAGGCGCUGCCCGCCUGCCAGCAUGAUGCUGUGUUCUCCGCCUGCCACCUCACCGCCAUGGCCUCCACAUGUAUCAACCCUGUGGUGUACGGUUUCCUGAACAGUAACUUCCAGAGGGAGUUGAAGGCCCAGCUGCAGCGCUGCCACUGUGGAUUGGGGGCGCCAGAGAGCUACGAGAAUUUCCCACUCUCCACCGUUGGCAGCGAGGGGAUCACCAAGAUGUCGAUGCUGAACCGGGCAGGGUCAAUGAGCAUCGCUCCACCACCACGGGCUGAGCCCAGUGUUAACAUAUGCAGCUAACAGCUAGCCGACAGAGCUAGUGGCUAAUGCUAAUGGCUAAGAGCUAAUGGACAUUGUGUAGUGUGUACAGCUGUCAGACACGAUGUAAACAACAAGGGUAAAGUUCAUAUCAAGCAAGCAGCUAACAGACAGAACGCCCCAAUGGACAGAACUAAUAGAGAGCCGCUAACGCUAAUAGAGAGAGAGAAAGUGGAACUAAGCAGCUGGACUGACUGUCAAAGACAGAGCUGGUUGGCCCCAGUCUCCAUAGAGAUCGGUCGAUUUCUGAAUUCCUACAAAGCAUCGCAGGCCCUACAGAGUAUACAGAAUGCACUUCGCUAAAAGCAAACAAACAGAUCCAUACAGCUAAUCGACAGAGCAGCUCAUGGACAGAUUGCACACAUGCAGCUACGCUAGGUAGCAAACAUCUGGAGAGACUGCGGCAGAGAGACUUACAGAACCAGGGACUCGUGGGCUCUGUUUCAAUGGUGAUGAUGUAUUUCUGAGCUCAUUCAGCUUGUCCCCAGAAAAACUGCCUUCACCAGAUAUUGACAUCAUCCUGGGGUGUUAAACUGUUGUCAAGCCAGGCAGAAAGAUGGACAGUCAGUCAGACAGUCAAUUCUGAACUCAGGGAUGCCUUGAGAUCUAAUCAAAAUCAAAUCAAAUUUGAUUGACCACAUACUCAUAUUUUGCAGAUGUUAUCACAGUUGCAGCGAAAUGCUUAUAUUUGGUACUCCAUCAGUGCAGUAAUACCUAACAAUGCAAAACAAAAGACACAAAUCCCUUAAAAUGAAUAAAGAGAGAGAUGUAGAAAUAUCAUGGUCAUGGUCAACGAUCAGAAUGUACAUUACAUUGCCGUUCAAAGGUUUUAGAACACCUACUCAUUCAAGGCUUUUUCUUUAUUUGUACUA